Messenger RNA from Coccomyxa subellipsoidea C-169, 3696 nucleotides. RefSeq lists its product as hypothetical. Gene Ontology annotation, cellular component: endoplasmic reticulum exit site; ER to Golgi transport vesicle membrane. The record is from RefSeq and is a predicted model, not a curated record. Gene Ontology annotation, biological process: autophagy; Golgi organization; COPII vesicle coat assembly. The transcript has 14 exons. Lineage: Eukaryota; Viridiplantae; Chlorophyta; Trebouxiophyceae; Coccomyxaceae. Bases 1 to 3696 code for a protein of 1231 amino acids.
AUGGCUUGUGACAUGGGUAUGCCAGCUGAGGAGAGCCACUCUCAGCUGCCAUCAUUCGGCCAGCCGUCAGCAGCCGCCGAUGCAUACGCCAAUGGCGGCCAGAACUAUUUCACAGCAGGCUGGCAGGCGGUGCAGCCGAAGAGGCCCCAGACAGCGGCGCCAAAACUGGCAGUCCCAGAGCUGCGGGGCCCUAGUAGCGCAGCUCAGACACAGCCAGCCUUUGUGAACAACCAGGCUGGGCCGCCACCGCCGUCCUUCGGGCAGCAGCAGCCGUCAAGCGCGCAUACCUACUUUGCGCAGCCGCCGAGGGCCGGUGCGGCCAGCUUCCUCCCGGCCGCGCCGCCGGCGUUCGGCCGGCAGCAGCCAGCACCAGCUCCCCUCGCCAGCAGCCAAUGGCCUGUGUACAAUCAGCAGCAGCAGCAAUUCCCUCCGCAGCCGCCGUCCUUCCCGCCUUCACACGCGCCGGAGGCCGUUGCAAGCGCGCAGCAGUGGCAGGCUCCUCAGGCGCUGCAGUGGGGCCAGGGCACCCAGGAGGCCGCUCAAUAUUACCCAGAAGCCAGCGCAUCCCAGUGGCCGCAGAGCUCCAGCGCUGGCUACGCUGCUUGGGGAGAGGCUGCCAGUCAGGAGGCCGGCUCGUACUACCCAGAUCCCGCCGAGCCUCUGGAUGCGACUGGAACAGAGCAGCAGGCCUUCAAUGGAGCUGCCGAGCAGGCUGCACAGCCCCAGCAAGGCUGGCAAGCUGACCCCUUGCAGACAGCUGGGCCCGGCUGGGGAGAUCAGAGCAGCGCCGCGGGGGGUCCGGUAGAAGCUGUGGCGUCUGCCGGCGCGAGCGGCUACGGCGCGCCGCCGCCGACCGGACCGGCUCCGGGCCUGGAGGUCUCCGAUACGGACUUCUGGGACAUGCAGGACAGCGGAGACAGCACCCAGAAACCGCCUGCCCUCGCAGAAACUGGGGGCACUCAGUCGGUCGGCCCGGUAGAGCAGACAGAGCAACCCCAGGGCACCACCGACCCAAGUGAGCCUGCGCCGGUAUCCUCAGGCCCUCAGCAAGGCAUCGAUGAGACAGAAGCAGCAGAGGUGGCGGCAGAAAAGGCACUUCCUGAGUCGGCAGCUGACGAGAGCCGUCCUCCUUUGGAGACCCAGCAGCAGCAGCCAUCGUGGGGUGGAUCUGAGGGAGUUGGAGACCCUGCUCAGGUGUCUGCACGGGAGCAGAUAUUCCCAGCCGCACACACCGACCAUGGAGUCAGCGAUGCAGGCGAGUGGCCCGGGCCCAAUCACGAGCAACAGCCUGUGGAGCUGGGGAGCUAUCAGCAGGCGGACUGGAAUGCAACCCAGUGGCGGCAGCAGCAGGCGCACGCACCGGCAUAUGGGCAGCCACAGCCGUCAUUCCAGCCUCAGUGGCACCAGCAGCUGCAGGCGAGUGGGGCAGGCUACUCGCAGCCCCAUGACCCCUCCUAUGAAUACUACUCUCAGCAGCAGCCGCACCACGAUGUUGUGCACGAGAGCGCGGGGCCUGCCGUGCCGGGGGUUACUAACCGGGUUAGUAACAUACCGUUCACGCCAUCCCCGCGCACGCCCAGCUUCCACCAGCCGCCGGCGGCCGUGUGGGGCAGCCAGAUCAGGCACCAGUCCGCGGCGGAUUCGGGGUUAGUACCGGGGACGGCUGCGGAGGGAACGCGCGUCGCCCACGGCCGGCCCCCCUGCGCAGUCAUCGCCUGGGGCUUCGGCGGCCGAUGCGCUGUCAUGCGGCCCAGGAUGCAAGGCAGCGUGUUUUCGGCGGGUCCAGUCAGCCUGGAUAUGCGGUGGCAGCCGGGGCAGUUGCAUCCCAUGCGCGUUGCCACUCUGACAGCAGACCUUGCGCAGCUGCAGCCACAGGCACAGUGGACGCAGGCUGGCGUGAAGGAUGACUCGCAGGAGCUGCUGGAGCAAUUCCCAGGGCCCCUCACGCCCUCACUGCCUCGCGAUAAGGCGGCGAGGGGAGAUGAGGCGGACAGGGCCUCUGUGACUGCUGCCAUGUGGCAUGUGUUGCGCCUGCUUGCAGUCAAUGGUGGCAGCCUGCGCUCACAGACCAAGGGCGGCAAGACGAAGGACCAGCUCACUCCUGACCCUGCUGCAGCGGCUUCCAUGCAGGCUCUGCUGAUGAGCGGACAGAAGGCAGAAGCCCUCAAGGUGGCUGUUGAGGGGCAGCUAUGGGGUCCAGCGCUGCUGCUGGCGCGCACAUGCGGCGACCGAGCGUUUUCCGACACGGCGACGGCGAUGGCGGCUGCGGUUGCCGCCCCGGGAAUGCCGCUGUACUGCGCGUUUCACAUGCUGGCCGGCCGCCCUGACGCCGUGUUGCCGGCCCCGGGCGCCGCGAUCGCGCCGGCGGGCCCGGCCGGGCAGGCGGGCGGCAAAUCCGGGCCACCCUCGGGCAGCUUCGGCCUCAAGGCCCUCCUUGCGGGGGCCCCUCCCAAGCAGCAGGAGGCGGCUCCUGUCGAGGAGGAGGCGGGGCCAAGCGCGGCUGAGGUGGCAAUGCUGACAGAGUGGCGGGAGAACCUGGCCAUCCUAGCUGCCAACAUGGCGACCCCUGCUGAUGAGGCCCUCAUUGCGCGUCUCGGGGACCGCCUGUGGCAGCACAAGGGGCAGGAGGAUGCGGCGCAGCUGUGCUACUUGGUGGCGGGGCUCAUGCCGCAGCCGUAUGACCCGGCCGCGCGGCUGUGCCUGCUGGGAGCAGAUCACCGGGCGGCGCCGCGAUCGCUCGCUUCUAUUCCUGCGCUGCAGCGCACCGAAGUCCUUGAGUGGGCCAAACUCCCCGGGGCUGCCCAGCCGGGGGCGCUGACGCUGCCCAUGCUGCCCUACAAAGUGGUCUACGCGGCGCGGCUGGCCGAGGCUGGCCUCAUAGCGCCCGCUGUGCACUAUGUAGGCCUCGUGCAGGCAGCACUCGCCUCUUUUGGCGCCAAGGUGCCCCCUGGUCUGCUGGUCUGCCGCGCCAUGGUGGCCGAGCUGGAGGAACGCCUCCGAACGCAUGCCUCGAUGUUCAACCUGUCGGUGAAGCAUUCGCAGAGCAGCUCAUUCAUCAGCGGCCUGGGGCGCUUCCUGGACCGGGGCAUCAACAAGCUCAUCAGCGGGGGGGAGGUCCCCCCAUCUGGACCCCCCUCCACCGGAUCAGAGGUGGAUCCCUUUGGCCUCCGUCGCCGCAAUGACUCUGGCUCUCCACAGCACCGGCGAUCCGGCAGCGCACAUGCGCACACCUCCUCAGACAGCUUCACCGGCGCGCACGGCCAGCCACACACCGGCAUCACCCCGAGCCCGGCCGCGCAUGCAGCGGCCAGGUCUAGCAGCCCGGGCCCCCAGCCGCCGCAGCCAUCGGGCAGCGCAUUUGCGAAUGCCGGCCCGCCGGAUCUGGCGGCUGCGGCAGCCGAGCGGCGGGGUGCGCCCGGCAAUGCGCCCAGCAGCGCUCUUAGCAGCACGUCGUCCCUGCGCAGCAUGCUGGGCAACCUGGGUGGCCUGCUAGGCGCUGCAGCUCCUGCCAGCAGCAAGGAGGCGAGGUUGGGUGAGGAGAACAAGUUCUUCUACGACAAGGAGCGUGGCAUGUGGCGGGAGCAGGGCGCGGAGAUCCCCGCCGCGGCCGCGCCGCUGCCGCCUCCACCUGCAAUCCGCCGCGCACCCGACAGCGCCCCAUCUGCAGGUGCUCCUCUCUUCGCAAGACCCCACUGA